This is a messenger RNA of Ctenopharyngodon idella (grass carp), 5606 nucleotides long. RefSeq names its product FBJ murine osteosarcoma viral oncogene homolog B (gene fosb). The record is from RefSeq and is a predicted model, not a curated record. Bases 353 to 1495 code for a protein of 380 amino acids. NCBI's taxonomy places the organism in Eukaryota, Metazoa, Chordata, Actinopteri, Cypriniformes, Xenocyprididae. Gene Ontology annotation, biological process: regulation of transcription by RNA polymerase II. The transcript has 5 exons. Gene Ontology annotation, cellular component: nucleus. Gene Ontology annotation, molecular function: RNA polymerase II cis-regulatory region sequence-specific DNA binding; DNA-binding transcription factor activity, RNA polymerase II-specific.
AUUCACAAGAAGAAGCGCUGCUGCCGAAACACCGAACACUUUCUACUCCCGUUUGUAAUAAACACAUUCCGGAUUAUUUUUUUAUGGAUUUAUAAAUGCACAUUUCACGCAUUUCACGGAUUGUACCACGGCCUGGGAAGUGUUAUCCAAGGAGAGAUUGGAAUUUAGAAGUUUCCUCCAGCAGGGAACUGGAUUGAUGUCUUAAUGCAACUAUUUUGGAAAGAGACUAAGGGCAUCUUGACGAAGACUCAAAGUAAAACUUGUUACGUGUGACUUGUGUUGGGUGACAGGUGACAUCCCGUUUUCGCCGGGCACAGUAGGUGUUUCGGUUUCUCUCGGCUCCACCGGGGAGAUGUAUCAGGGGUUCCCCGGAGACCCCGACACCGGCUCCCGUGGAAGCUCAUCUCCUUCUCUUGAAUCUCAGUACCUGUCGUCCGUGGAAUCCUUCGGGAGUCCGCCCACCACCAGCGCACCGCAAGAGUGUGUAUCUGCCACUGGCGGGGUAGGGGUGGGUGGAGGGUCAACCGGCACCGGGGCAGGGGUGGACAUGCCCAGCUCAUUUGUACCCACAGUGACGGCCAUCACCACCAGCCAGGAUCUGCAGUGGAUGGUGCAGCCCACUCUCAUCUCCUCCGUGGCACCAGGGCAAAGCGCCUCGGGCUCCAGCACCAUGACGCAGCCUGUUGCCCUGGAUCCUUACGACCUGCCAGGCCCAAGCUUUUCAUCCCCUGGAAGCUUCACCCCACCAAGCUCUGAUACUCCUGGCCCAGUGCGACAAUCUCGGAGCCGCCGUCGUGCACGGGAUGAAACGCUGACCCCUGAGGAGGAGGAGAAGAGACGUGUGAGACGAGAGAGAAAUAAACUGGCCGCCGCUAAGUGUAGGAACCGACGGCGUGAGCUCACAGACAGGUUACAGUCGGAGACAGACAUAUUGGAGGAGGAGAAGGCCGAGCUAGAGGCCGAAAUAUCCGAGCUGCAAAAGGAGAAGGAGCGUCUUGAGUUCGUCCUGGUCGCCCACCAACCUGGCUGCAAAAUUCCAUACCAGGACCAGCCCCCCGCACCACUGCCGCUGCCGCAGCCGCUGCCGCAGACGUCCCCACAGGCGCCUUCCGUCUCCGUGGUGGGUUUGACUGUGAAGGAGGACUCUUUCUACCUGCCGCCCGCCUACUCGUCCCACCACCACCACCACCACCACGUCCCGGUUACACAGCCCACGCAGACACAUCCGGCCCCAGCACAACAGCAGCAAGGGAUGAUGCAGGAGGUAGCCUUUUCUAGUUCUUUCUAUGGGCAGGGCCAGCCGGCGCCGGACGGCCCGUGCCUUGUUGCCGACGGUGGCGGUAACCCUGACGCCGGCAGCUACAUCCCCUCAUACACAUCUUCAUUUGUGUUCACCUACCCAGAGGGAGCCUGCGGGGCCAGCGCUAACCAGCGAACCAGCAGCAGCGAUCAGUCCUCUGAUUCCCUGAACUCACCCUCGCUUCUUGCACUUUGAGAGCUCUGCAUCUCUCUGCUUCUGCUUGCCUAUCGACAGCACCACAUACGUACAUACAAAUUCAGUUACGCCUCUGACAUUGUAUCGAUCGUUUACAUUUAAGCCCUGCGAUUUAAGGCCCAGAUGCGUUAGUGUCUGAGUGACUUCAUCAGAUGAUGUAAGUGUAUAUUAAUUCACAAUGAAUUCAGGCUUAAUAUCAAGAUGAGUCAGUAGCCCACACACACACACUUAAAUUGUCAUAGACAUUUAAAUCCGUUUGACACAUAACAAUGCAAGCACAUCAGCACACUCCCCCUUUUAUCUUUCUCGCUCCAGCUUACAUUGGUGUACCAUCUCCCUCCUUCUCUCUCUAUCCACGCCAGGUGCCUGCUGUGUAUUUGUCUAAGCAAAAAAAAAAAGGGGGCACGGAUCUGCUUUGUGGGUUUUGUUUCGUUUUUCUAUUGUUUUGGCCUACCUUGCAACCCUUUCUUUCUCCAUCCAGUUCAUCCACACCUCUUCCGACGUCUUCCUAUGACAAAAGGACAUGACCACACACUCUCUACCUAUCUAUCUUUCUUUGUUUCUCCCUCCGUUGUCCAUCUCCACAUCUGUUUCUCCUCUCUCCUGUCUUUAUGUACCUCGGGUUCUCUCUGAAGCCUUCGGCCCCUGAGAGUCCGUUGGACCCUGAAAGCCCAUGGAACCUUGACUGAGUGCCAGCCCACACCCCAACACCUCAAAUCCUCUCGCACGGACCGGCCAACAGUGAGCAGACAUCUAAACGAACCAGCCACAGCGCGCAGAUCAAAUGCCAUCUCAGAUGCCACCGCACAGGCUAAAGGAACGGGACUCUUUAUUCCUCCUCAGCGCUGAGGAUUUGAUUUCGGAUGAGCGGAGGAAAUACAUCGCUAGACUUUGGCAAGGCCAGCGGAGGAGCUUUGGCAAGCUUUUGGAAUCUGGAGGUAUGAGAUGAGAGUAUUCGCAUCUCCCGCUGGUCUUCUGAGAGCUUUCACACCCUGUUACGCCCUUUCCCCUUUCUUGAGGGGUAUGUUUGCUUGUUUCAUUCUGUGUUUCAAAGAUAGUAUUAACUCAAAAGUGGCUUAUCUGAUGAUCCCAUAUGAGAGUGGGUUGAAGAGCAUUAUAUAAUGAGUGACCAAAAAAAAAAAAAAAAAAUGGAGUAAAAAAAAGGACAACCUCUUGGUUUUGGAUGAGUGGCCUCUGUGCUUCUUGACAUAGUCCUUGAGUUGAGACCUCUAGGCUUUGAUUGUGAAUGGAAGCCACAGAGGACUACAUGUCCAGUUGAUUUCUUUCUUUAAGGGGGUUGUUGAUGUUGGUUUUAAAAUGGAAAAAGCACAAAUGGCGGCUGCAGAUGGAAGGAACACGUAACGGUGGCCUACCUAAAGGACGGGAUGUGCUUUUGAAUAUGAACCGUUUACUUUCCUGUGAAUGUUUUUUGAUGUUUUGAGUUACUGAUUUUUCAUUAUGCUUUUUUGCUCUUGAUUGUGCCGUUGCUGCCAAAUGGAAGAAUUUUGUGGGGCUUUUAGCUGCUCCUUCUAUCUGUUAUUGUUGUCUUACUGCAGUUAUCACAAAUAUUGUUAUUAUGGUUAUUAUUAUUAUUUCAUAGUUAUCUCAUGUUGGCAACUAAAAAGGCAUGUUGUGCACUAUGAACCUUUUUAUGUCUAAAACUAUAAAUAUAUAUAAAUAUAUAUAUUAUGUAUGCAUAUAUAUACAUAUUCAGUGUAUAUAUAUAUACAAUGAUUGUAAUGUAAUAUAUGAAUGUUCAGAAAAUGUUAUUUUUGUCAAUGAAGACAGAUAGGGAGAGCUUGAUGCACUUGGUUUUGAUUUAAACAUAGAUAUUUUUCUAAAAGAACAAAAAAUAUAUUAUAAUAAACAAUAACAGCCCCGCUUUCCCUUAUGAUAUGAGAAGCAUUGUCACUGCCUUUCAUUGGAAACGUGUAAUAUGUACGAUGACUGUAUUGAAACUGUGGUGCACAUAUAUGUAUCACAGGUUUGUGCUGUGCUUGAUUUGCCAAUGAGGUUGGUCCCACAGCCCUUGUUCAUCAACCCCUGUGGACAAAACACACUGGACGCCAAAAUAUCUAUAAAUGCGUAAACAAAUCAAUAAAUAUGCUAAAGAAAAAAGAAGAAAUGAAUUGAGUGUUUCAAUGUAUUUUAGAUGAGCAUAUGAUAUUCAGCUGUGUUGUCCAGUGUGUGCUGUCUGCCCUUUGACUGAGUGUGUGUGUGAGAUAGUCAGGGCUUGAUGGACAUCUUUUAACCAGCCCUAAUUAAUUCAUGUUAUGGACAUGAUCAGAAUUAGAGUUGUCAUUUUUAAAAUGUGACACUUUGAGCGCUGUUGAGCAGAUUCGUAAACACCUCUGAUUGGCCAUUGUGUUCACAUGCUCAACAUAUAUGUCUGUGAUUGGCUACAAUGAUCAACGCUUCAAAAACAUGUUGUAAAUAGACAUCAAAGACGCUCUUACCGAGCGCUUACACAGAUACACGCAGGCAUCUAUCAGCGGACAGCUCCCGCUUUCAAAUUCAAAUGCUCCCGUGCGUUGAUCAUUCACAGACAUAUAUGUUGAGCAUGUGAACACAAUGGCCAAUCAGAGGUGUUUACGAAUCCACUCAACAGCGCUCAAAGCGUCGCAUUUUUAAAAUGUCAGUACCGACUUGGUAUCGAAAUCGGAAUACAGAUUGGAAGUAUUUUUUAAAAACAGUCGAGGUCCAUUGUUAUUAUUGACUUUGGCUUCUUUAUCUGGAGUAUUUUAUGGGGUGGAAACAAGAAUAUUUGUACAGUUGUUUAAAUCGAAAUGCCUUUUCGUGCUACAUUUAUACACACAAGUGCACCAUUGUCUUGUUGGUCGAAUUUAGACCCAGAGUUUCAAAUAUAAGCAGAGAGAGCUCUUUCCAACAGAGCCAUUUGAUAAAAAUUACGUUGAAUUAUGAAUUAUGAUGUCUCAAAGAGUGACGUUAUGAAGGCAGAGCUUUGAUUUCACAAAGUGGGACAUGAUAUGAUAUCAGAAAGCACAUUGUCAAACAGCUCCAUGUUUAACUUUUCUUCAAAAGACUUUAUUGUGUGUCACAACAGUUUUAUGUUGUUUGGAUCUUUCAGCUGUUGGUGCUUUUGUUACUCCUACACCAAAACAUAUUGUUACUGUAUCUUUACAAAUAUGAUCUGACUCUGAUAUUAUAGCAAAAGGAGAUGUUGGUUAAAUGAUACAGUAUCAGUGACUCUGUGGUCUUCCACUUUGCAGAAACUCCUUGUUUAGAUUCAGCUGCACAAUCGUGUUUUAGAUCAUCCUAGGUAUUUUCAAACUCACAGUGCUUUGGUGCAAUGCAAUAUUUCAGAUACUCUAGGAAAACCAUGUAGCAAAUCAACUGAACUGUAUGAUAAAAGUCAUUUCUGAUGCUACAGUGUCACAGUGAAGAUUUGAGACAAGUGGUUUUGUCUUUACAGUUUACCUUGUGUAUCAUUUACUCUGCUGAGACCUCAGUGAUGGGAGGGUUAUGCAUUAUGAGGAUGUAAAACGUCAGUGCCAUUUUGCGCUUAGUGGGCAUUGAUUGAUUAGUGAACUGUUUCACUUUCUAAUGCACAUUUUAGGAUUGCCUUCAGUAUGAAAAGAGUGAAAUCUAAGAGAUCAUAGUCUAACGUUACACAAUUUAAAAGAAAGAGGGCUGACCUAUUUCUCAUACAUCAUUUUUUGAAGGGAAAUGAAAGUUAGAUGUAAUAAGAAUCAUUACAAAACAUUUCAAACUGAAGAUAAUAUGGUGCUUUUUCAAUACUGUUUGUCUUUGUAUAUUCUUGACAAAGAAAACGUGUCGUUGGAGAUUUGAGGUUGUGAGUUUAGGACACUCAAGAGUGGUUUACAGAGUGUUUUCAGAGUUCUCAUAUUGAACAGCAUAUUUAAUACAUACUGAACAACCCUUGUGAAUUAUAUAAUCCGCCGUUCUACAUUCUUUCCCUUUUCACCCUUUCUCCGUUAUGCUAUAUUUCUAGCCCUUUAAUGAAUGGAGAAGGACAUUUCAUAUUGUUAGACUGUGAAAUCUUGGUGUACUGUCCUAUCUUAAUAUCUUUGUAUGACGUCCAAUUUUUCUUGUAAAGGAAAUGUCUACAAAAUAAACAUAUUCACAAAGA